AUGGUAUGCAGUAUUUCCGCCGUCUAUAGAUUUACUUUCCAGAAGGAUGCAGGCAGGAAAGUGAGACACAAGCCUAUUGAGGAGAAUGAAUGUUUAGGUUUGAAAACAUUAGGGAAUCAGUUUAUUAACAGGCCUCUUUGUUCUUUUCUAGUAGGCUAUGGAUGGGAGGACGUGCUUGGUCAUUUUGGAAUUCUAAGGCUCAGCAAAGUUGAUGCUGGAAAUAUCAUCCGCCUCCUGGUUCCUGACAUUGGAAUGUUUUUCAUUGGCUUCAUGGUUAUAAGGCUUUGUAAAAAACAGGUGAAACGUCAUAUUCCCAAAAUGCAGCUUCAUGCUGAAGACCGGGAGCAGGUUGAGGAUGAGGACGAUGAUGAUGAGGAGGAGAUGUCAUUCUUGUUUCCACAGGACUAUGAAACAGAAGCAGGGGACAGUGACAAGGAAGAGUCCGACUGUUUAUCUGAAGAAGAUUUGGGAAAAGAAGAAGGUGACCGAAAACCAGGUUUCAUUCAGAAAGUCACUGCGUUCCUAGCAGGCUUGAAAAUCAUAUUUGAAGCCAUCCUGACAAGUGCUGGAAAGGUGGUAGCAACUCUUCUAUUAGGCUUAGCAGGUAUAAUUUUGCCUUCUGUGACUUCUGCAAUCUACUUUUUCACCUUCCUGGGCCUGUGCUCCUGGUGGGCUUGUCAUCGUCCCAUUACCGUGGUCACCUUCAGCAGUUUGUGUGUGAUGAUGGCUGUCUUCAGUGCAGGUCACCUUGCUGCCCUUUACCUGUACCAGUUGCCAUACUUUCAGGACCUGGUUCCUCCUGAUGACAUUUAUGCCAGGCUCCUGGGGAUGGUGGCGCUCAUCAAGACAAACAGCACAGAAACCUGGAAGCUGCAGAUUCAUUCUGGAUUAAGCUGGCCUGUGUUUUUAAAUCCUCUUUUGCUGCUUGUAUUAUAUUAUUCACUGGUCAUGUUGCUACAGCAGUGGGCUCUGAGUCCUAAGGAAUGUGAAGAGGGCAUCCAGUCAUCACUGGAAGAGCAGAGUAAGUUGGAACUGGACACCAUGCUCUGGAUGGCAAAGAAUGAGAAGGAAAAGGUGGCUUAUUUUUCAAAUGGAAGCUGGCAGGACAUGCCCCUUUUACAGUGUGAACAUGGCAGGAGCCUCACAGCCAGUGCUGAUCCCAGUGAAGGACACAGCACUCCUGUAUCAGACGAUAGCACCUGCCCUGAAAACGCAGACGCUGAUGGGAAUGGCACUAGCAGUAUGGCAGUACUGGGGCAGUUCAUUAUGAAUCAAAGUUAUGUCAGUGCACUGAUUGCCAUGAUGGUUUGGAGCAUCACCCACAACAGCUGGCUGACUUUUGUUCUGCUGAUUUGGUCUUGUAUCAUUUGGAUGGUUCGUGACCGGCGUCGUUAUGCCAUGUGUAGCUCUCCGUUCCUUGCCAUCUAUGGGAAUAUCCUGGUGGUCCUCAAUUUCUUUGUAGGGUUCAAUAUUUCACAAGAAGAACUGUUUCCUGAAAUUCCAACCUCUGUGCUCACUGACUUUGAUUUAAAACCAUACUCUUUGCCAUGUGUGCACCUUGGUGUUAAGAUCUUUUAUGCAUUCACGUUCUGGCUAUUGCUAAGGCAGCAUAUGAUCAAAAGACAUAUGGAGCAGAAGCAAGAAACUCUCACGGAAGUGACAGUGGGUGCGAAUGAAAGGGAAAUCCCGCACAAUCCUCUGCUGGAAAUCUUUGGCUCUCUGAUUAAAGGAAUGCUGGUUAAAUACUGGAUCUAUUUCUGCGCUGCCAUGUUUUUCAUUGUCAGUUUCAAUGGCAAAGUAGUGAUCUACAAAAUACUGUACAUUAUGCUCUUUCUGUUCUGUGUAGCUUUAUAUCAGGUUCACUACGAGUGGUGGAGACGAAUUCUGAAGUAUUUUUGGCUCACUGUUGUCUCUUAUUCAAUGGUGGUCCUCAUUGCUGUGUAUGCCUACCAGUUUAAAACCAUUUCUGGGUUUUUGCUCCUGACUUUGGGACUGUCAGAGGAGGGGUUAAAAGACUUGGGUCUUGACCAGUAUGACACGGUAGAACUGUUUGCUAAGAUUCUGCUUCCUUCCACUUUUCUCCUGGCCUGCAUCCUUCAGCUUCGUUACUUUAGUGAGGAUUUUCUGAAGAUCACUGACCUGAGUAAUAUUCCCAUCAAGCAUGAAUGUACUUCUGGCAGUAAAAAGAAAACGGAAACUCAGGUGUAUCUCCUGGCUGACAUGCUUAAAGAAAAUAUUUGGAAACUGCAAAACAGGCUGGCAGCCAAUGAACUGCAUGGUGAAAAUCAAACCACCUCGGACAAGAUAGAGAAUACAACAGUGUAUGAAACCAUGGGAGCGGCUCAGCAGGAGAAAUCAGUGGGAGAGCCUAAUAAAUGGUGCCUGGUCAUCGACAAGUUGGCUUCUCUUCUCCUGCAGCUCUUGGAAAAGUUUCAUAAAACUCAGGUGUUAGCCUGGAGAGUCCUAGAGCUGCACAUCCUUAAAAUUGUCUCCACUUGGGUCAUCUGGAUCACUCUCCAGGAGGUAUCUUUGAUGAAUUACCCUUUCUUCGUCCUUUGGGUGUUUGCCCUGCCCUAUCCCAAGAUCCGCCCUCAUGCAUCAAAGAUCUGCACAGUUUGGUCCUGUGUGAUGGUUAUCUGUAAAAUGAUGUACCAGCUGAAAUUCGUCAGGCCGCAUGACUACUCCUCAAACUGUUUGCAGAACAGAACCUACUAUCAUCACAUCCUGGAUGAACUGUUGCAGAAAUCAGUGUUGUACGUUGCUCCUGUUGAUCCCGCCGAUUGGUGUGGAGGGUUACGGAAGUGCGGUGACAAUGUUUUACCCUGCCUGAAGAACCAUCUCACCAUCUUGGCAUUAAUGGUAAUAGAAGUGACUGUGUAUCACCACCAGCUCUUUUACCGGACUCAAAACCAGCUGAUGCCACCUGUUACAGGGAUCAUUUUUGAUACCAUCACCCGAGAGCACCUGGAUGAUGGGUUACUCAGCUGCAUCAAAUACUUUAUCAACUAUGGUUUCUACAAGUUUGGACUAGAGGUGUGUCUCAUCAUGGCCGUGAAUGUCAUUAAGCAGCGUAUGGAUUUCUAUGCCCUUCUCCACGGCUGCUGGCUGAUCUACCUGCUGCACCGCCGCCGAAGGAAAGCAGUGGCUGAGGUCUGGCUGAGAUACUGCUCUUUCCUUGCCAGUGUCAUGACCUUUCAGUAUUUGCUAUGCAUUGGCUUCCCUCCUGCUUUCUGCAAAGAUUAUCCAUGGAGAACCUCUCGCUGGACAAUCCAUUCCAAUCUGAUUAAGUGGCUCUAUCUGCCUGAUUUUGCCAAGAAACCUGAUGCCAGUUUUCUCCUGUAUGACUUCCUGCUUCUGCUUUUUGCCUCCCUGCAAUGGCAGGUAUUCAAAGAUGAGAAUAAGGCUUGUGUGCGAAUAGAGGCAGGAGAUAAUGUGGAGAUCAGCCGUGAAUUAGACCCAGCUGCUCUCAGCCAGUACAGCCCUGUGCCAAACUUUAUCCACUGCAGGUCCUAUUUGGAUAUGGCUAAAGUGGUCGUGUUCGGCUAUCACUUCUGGUUUGUGCUCUGCCUGAUUUUUAUCACUGGGACAACUCGAAUCAACAUAUUCUGUCUGGGCUAUCUGAUGGCCUGUUUCUACUUUAUGAUCUUUGGAAGCAGUCUCCUUCUAAAGCCGGUCAAGAAUAUUCUCAGAUUGUGGGACUAUUUGAUUGCGUACACUGCCUUAGUUAUAGUGAUGAAGAAUCUACUGGCUAUUGGAGCGUGUGCCUAUCUUGAUAAGUUACUGAGAAACCAUUGCUGGCUAAUACAGAUCUUUGGCAUGUUCUGUACUAUACCGGGGUAUGACUUGGCUCUUCCCGAGGAUGAGAAAUGCGAGCUGCCUGAAAAUGAAGCCGGGAUUGUUUGGGACGCGAUAAGUUUCACUUUCUUGCUGGUCCAGCGGAGAGUCUUUAUGAGCUAUUACUUCCUCUACAUAGUGGCAGAUCUGAAGGCUGCCAAGAUCUUAGCUUCCAGAGGAGCUGAACUGUUUGAAGUGAAGCUGAAAAAAGUUGUGGCGCUCAGAUUGGAGGAAGAGAAAAAAUCACUGCAAGCCAUGAGAAGACAAAUGGAACUAAUCAAAUUGAAGCAGAAGAAACUUGACAGUUUGAAGCAAAAGACACCAAGCCCAGAAGAAACAGCUGUGGAUCAAUCUGCCAAAGAGCAGCAGCUGCUAGAUCCAGGUAGCUCUGAAAAAACUCAGCCACAUCUCUUUCUGGAACUGAUUUUAGUGAUUCGAGCUGGGAGCUACUACCUCUUUGAGACAGACAGUGAGGAAGAAGAGGAACAAGGGCACACAGAAAAGAGGGAGGAAGAAUCAUCGAAGAAGAAAACAGCAUUCCAGCUUGUGUAUGAAGCCUGGAUGUCUAGCUCUAAAUCAGCUCUGAGAACAAGAAAACAAGAUGAAACCAGAGAGCAGAGGAAGAAAGAGGAGGAGGAGCAGCAGCGACUGGCAGGGGAGGUAAAGUUGGAAUUCCAUGAAGAGAAAGGGGAGAUAUCAGUCACUGAAGAGAACCUAGAUGAGUCAGAAAAUAUAAUUGAAAGAAUAAUCAACACAAUCAAGUUUACUUGGGUUUUUGUUCAAGCAUUGCUAGAUGAUACUACAGAAGCACUAAACUCACUUUGUAAAAAUAACCUGGACAUAGCAAACGUACUGAGAAUUGAAAGGUACAUGCUAUGGCGAGAAACUAAUAAGGGAAAAGAAGCCUCACCAGACACAAUUCUCCAAUAUUACAACCUGAAGAAGAGUCAGCAAGUGCAAGCAAGUCUUUAUGGGGGAAAUAAAAUGAAAGGCACACAGGAGGAUCAGCAUGAAGACACAUUAGAGUGCCAGCAGAUACCCACGAGGGGAACCCAGCUACCGCACGAGAGCAGUGCAUCCAGGACAUCUGAUGAAGUUGCUGAGGAAAUUAAUGGAGAUGAGGCAGGAGAGAAGAUGGAAGAUGAAGACAGUGUCAAAGAAGCUGCCCCAGAAAUGACCACUCCACUUCCUUCCUGUGAAACAAAAGAUUAUGCUGUUUCCCCAACAGCUGAGAGGAGCAAAGAAGCAGGCAGGCCAUUAAAUGAAGUUCCUGUUAUCAUGACUGCCAGUGAGCUGCUUCUGAACAGGAUGUUUCAUGACAAUGAACUGGAGCAGUCAGACAAGUUUUACCAGAGUCUGCCUCGAUCCCUGAAGUUGGGCUUUGCUUUGUACAAUGCGAUGGUAUCCAAGUCAGAAAUGCUCUGUUAUUUUGUGAUCAUUCUCAACCACAUGGUCUCUGCGUCAGUCCUCACUUUGGUUCUGCCUAUCCUUAUAUUUCUGUGGGCCAUGUUAUCCAUUCCAAGGCCUACUAAAUUCUUCUGGAUGAUGGCUAUCGUUUAUACAGAGAUAACAGUAGUUGUCAAAUAUUUUGCUCAGUUUGGAUUCUUUCCCUGGACCACUAAGUUAUACUGCGGCAUCAAUGCAGAAGAGCCAUUUGUUCUGCCAAACAUUGUCGGGAUUGAGAAGAAGGAUGGCUAUGUGCAUUUUGAUCUUGUGCAGCUGCUGGCUUUGUUCUUUCACAGGUCUAUCUUGAAGUGCCAUGGACUAUGGGAUUCCAAAGGCGUCAAUGUGUCUGAUACCAAGAAAAGGAGAUGUUCUAAGAGUCCAAAGAACCAGGAGUCCAGAGGAGGUCUGCAGGAAGAUGAGCCUGGAUCGGGGGCAUGGCACCUUUUUAGACAUCACAAUCCCUCAGGGAGCAUCUUCAGAGGAAGGAAGACAGCCUCCGUUAACAGAGGCAAGACUCAGAAGAAGGAAGCCAGGAAGAAAUGGAAGCUUUUUAGAAAGAGUCCCAUCAGCAAGAAGAAACUUCUUAAGCAAAAGAUGAAACAACUGAUAUUGAAAGCAAAGAAGCUGGUGAUUAAAAUUGCCCUUCAAAUCUAUCGACCUAUCAGGCAGUUCUUCUACGACAUUAUUCAUCCGGAGUACAGCCCUGUCUGUGACGUCUAUGCACUGAUGUUCCUGGUUGACGUGAUCAAUUUUAUAAUUGUUAUCUUUGGAUACUGGGCCUUUGGCAAACACUCAGCAGCUGCUGACAUAACUGAAUCCCUGUCAGAAGACCAGGUCCCUGAAGCCUUCCUGGUGAUGCUCCUGAUUCAAUUUGGCACCAUGAUAGUGGACCGGGCCAUUUACUUGAGGAAGACUAUGUUUGGGAAGUGUGUAUUCCAGGUUGUCCUUGUCUUUGGCAUUCACUUCUGGAUGUUCUUCAUCUUGCCAGGCGUUACCGAAAGGAGAUUCAACAGAAACCAUGUGGCUCAGCUUUGGUACUUGGUCAAAUGUGUUUAUUUUGGCCUGUCUGCGUAUCAGAUCAAAUGUGGUUAUCCGAAUCGGGUCCUAGGCAACUUUCUGACAAAGAGUUACAAUUUCGUAAACCUUUUCCUAUUCCAAGGGUUUCGUAUGGUGCCUUUCCUUACCGAGCUGAGAGCUGUCAUGGACUGGGUUUGGACUGACACCACACUGAGUCUUUCCAGCUGGAUCUGUGUGGAGGAUUUAUAUGCAAAUAUUUUCAUUAUGAAAUGCCUGAGAGAGUCUGAGAAGAAAUAUCCUCAGCCUUCUGGCCAGAAGAAAAAAAUGAUUGUGAAGUAUGGAAUAGGAGGCUGCAUUGUCUUUAUAUUGGUCUGCAUCGUGUGGUUCCCACUGCUUCUUAUGUCACUGGUUAAAUCUGUGGCAGGAGUAACCAAUCAGCCCCUGGAUGUCUCAGUGAAAAUUACCAUUAGCGGUUAUGAGUCAUUAUUCACCAUGAGCGCUCAGCAGCGGAAUCUGAUCCCUUUCUCUCCAGCAGCAUAUAACGAGCUGGCUAAUCAAUAUGCCCUUCACCCGUCUGCCAUGCAGUUUAUAGUGAACUACAGCCCAGAGGACAUCGUCACUGCUAAAAUAAAGAGCAAUGCUAGCUUGCUGUGGAGCAUCAGUCCCGCCAGCCGAGAGGCCAUGAUGGACGAGCUCUCCAGCUCAACUGCGGUCUACAUCAACUUUCACUGGACAAUUCUCAGACUGCUUCCCGGCGUGGUACCAAGAUACCUCAGGGCUACUGCUGGAGCAGAAGCUAGAACUGCACAUCGCUUGCAAGUUGCUCAUUCUCAGAAACCACAAGACGUAGACAAAAUGGCUUUCUUCCGAAAUAUAACCAUAAAACUACAGCAGCUGGCCCUCAACUCAUCUUCCGGCCAAGUUACUGAGUGGUGGGUUAUUGAAGAGUGGAAUCCUGUGUGCUCUGGUAAUGCUUGCAGCAAGAAUAUGGAGCUUAUCAUCUACAAUGACAAAGUCAGCCCUUCCAGUCUGGGAUUCCUGGCAGGCUACGGCAUCGUUGGCCUUUAUAUGUCUGUUGUUCUCGUCAUUGGCAAGUUUAUCCGAGAGUUCUUCAAUGGCAUCUCUCGUUCAAUAAUGUUUGAAGAGCUGCCCAACGUGGACCGCAUCCUGAAACUCUGCACGGACAUCUUCCUGGUGAGGGAGAUUGGGGAGCUGGAGUUGGAGGAACAACUCUUUGCCAAACUCAUCUUUUUGUACAGAUCUCCUGAAACUAUGAUCAUGUGGACCAGAGAAUCAAAGGAACAAUGACAGGACAAAGGUUUGUUUAGUGAAGAUCAGGCUUAGGAAGCAAGCUAUUGUCAUGGGCUGCUUUAGAAGCAAAUUUAACAUUCAGGAAUGGGAGAUGUUACGAGCGUCUCCUCUCCAUUGGCAUAUUUUCACCUUAAGCUUUUCCACACGUUCCUCACCAAAAUGUAUCAUGUUUAAGCAGUAAGUGUACUUUUCAGGCCAGUGACUUCCCUUUGCUCAACCAGAGAAGACCUACUAUUGAUCCCCUACAGACUUCAUCCCACAAUCAUGGAUGCAAAAAGCUCGGCCCAAGUCCACCUGAUUUUAUCUGCAAAGCAGCUAAAAACUUCCUCACAGCAGGAGGGGUUCUAAUCAGCCUCCGAGCAACUGCAGCAUGGGCUAACCAAACUGAGCGCUGUUAAUGGCUGAAGAUAAAUUAUAGGGAGGAAAUUUUAAUAGGGCUAAUUUACAAGAGUCCAGGUUCAAAUGUAAGAUUUUAAAGCAACGCUUAAAGGGGUGCUCUGACAUGGGUGAUGAGGUUUCCAGUGCUCAUUGGACAAAAUGCACUGACUCAAGGUGUGCAAACAUUCCAGUUUAGAAAAUAAAAACAAACCGUUCAAAGACAAAAUAAAAGAACAGAAUGGGGCACUUUCAUAAUCAGAGCAAGAUCUCUCUAGCUAGGCCUAAGGUCCCUUUAAUUCUUAAGAGGUCUCCACCACAGCCUUUACCCAACUAAUAUUCUACUUUAUAGUUUGGAGAAGUUUCCCAUCUUGCUCUGCUUUUAAGUGGGUACUUAUUCCUUCCAAGUGAGAGUUCAGCCACUUUUUCCUCGCUGCAGAAUCACUGAAAAAUGGGUUGGAAGCAGAGAACAGGCGUAUUGGGCAGUGUUUUAUUAGGUUAAAAUAGAGGGGUUACCUGAAUGGCAUCCAGGAUGGUACCCCAGCAUAGGGACAAGGGGAUGAGUAGGGCAUUUCUUUUACAAAUAAAUGUCUGAGGAGGCAGCAUGGAUCCAGUGGAGUGAGCACCAGGAGCCCCACGAUUUCUAUUUCCCGUUCCGCCAGGCUGUGAAACUCUGGGAAAGUCACUUCCCCCCUUAGCGCCUGGUUCCCGUCCCAUCCUGUCUGUUUAGACUAGAAGCUCCUCAGAACAGGGUCUGUCUCUCACUCUGUGUGCGCACAGCACGGGCCCUUCAUCUCUGUUCAGUGAAUUGAGUGAGAGAAUUUGGUAUUCUCAUUCUAGCCAUUAGUGGAAGCUCCUAUGCACUGCAAAGCCGCCUAGUCAUUCAGCACAAGUGGCAGCAGCUCCUUGGAGGAAAAAGGUGCUGUGAGUCUGAUCUGAAGUGCAGCAGUGGAGCUAGGCGUGAGAACUUGCACAGCGCAGUCCAGUCAGACUCUCAUUUUAGGAGCACCCAGUAUUUUCAGAAAUGCAAAUAAUGCCGUGAAGUUCCAUGAUGGGAUAUACAAAUGGCUUUAAUAACCUCAGCCCAUGCAUGUGCCAAGUAGACAGAAGCAAGCAGCUACUUUGUUUUAUAAACCAAGUUUAUUCAUAGUCCCACUAUUUCUUCUUUUCUUUCCAAGUGAAUAUGUUCUGUUAUCUGAAACAGUAAGUGUUUUGGCCCACUCUUUUGUUGAUUGUAAUGGUCAGCGAAAGCUUAGCAUGCAGGUACUGCACCUUACUAAAAUAAAAAGCCUUUUCCCAUUAGACCUUCUUUGCUGCUAGGCUGAAUUGCCAUGGAAUAAGCUGAGCCUACAGUGGUUUCUUCUUCCUCACAUAACUCUGUUGUGAGAAGUAGUGGGGGCUGUGAGAAUCAAUAAAACCUCAUGGAAAGUAACAAAGUAAAUCAGAAGGCCUGGUAAGCAAGAGCGGCUGUGGCUUAUUCAUGCAUUAAUGCACUCAGCAAGUUUUGUGAGGUGCUUUAAGGGGGACAUUUCCCUCCCUCCACUAAAGCUAGUAGAGCUCGGAGCUUGCAAGGUCAAUGUUGUUCAGCAACUGUGGGCACCAAUAAUUUAAAAAACAAAAGACUAGGCCGUUUCAUCAGAAAUAAGCAAUCAAUCUCAUCAUGACA
Molecule: messenger RNA, 9649 nt
Organism: Chrysemys picta bellii (western painted turtle)
Lineage: Eukaryota; Metazoa; Chordata; Testudines; Emydidae
Source: RefSeq, a predicted model, not a curated record